AUGGGGCUCAUGACGACAAGCGACCAUGGCCACAAGGAGGACAGUGAGGGCGGCGGCUUCAUGGACAAGCUGAAGAAGCCCUUCCGCGAGCUCGAGGAGAAGCUCGAAGGCACCCAUCUGCACGACGCAAAGGUCCACUUGGUGCACAAGAAGCACCAGAUUGGCAAGCUCGCCAACCUCUUCAACACCAACCACCGCCACGACGAAGAGCACGAAAAGGCCACCGACGAAAAGAGGGCCAAGAUCGCCGAGGAGCACCGCUUCAACUCCUUCUUCCCGGAGCGCGAUGGUAACCUGAUCAAGUGGUACGUCGACGGCCGUGACUACUUCUGGGCCGUCUCCGAGGCCCUCGAGGCCGCCAAGGAGACCAUCUACAUCUGCGAUUGGUGGCUGUCGCCUGAGCUGUUCCUGCGCCGCCCCCCCUACCCCAACCAGGAAUGGAGGCUGGAUCAGGUCCUGAAGCGCCGCGCCGAGGCCGGCGUUCAGAUCUACAUCAUCGUCUACCGCGAGGUCGAGGCCGCCCUGACCUGCAACUCGGCCCACACCAAGCACGCCCUGCAGGCCCUCUGCCCCGAGGGCUCGCCGGGCUACGGCAACAUCAAGAUCAUGCGCCACCCCGACCACAACUUCAUGUCAAACGGCGGCGAUAUGACCUUUUACUGGGCCCACCACGAGAAGUUCAUCGUCAUCGACUACGCCAUGGCCUUCAUCGGAGGCCUGGAUCUCUGCUUCGGCCGUUGGGACAGCCAUACCCACCCCCUGGCCGACGUGCAUCCCGAAGGCGUCCAGAAUGAGGUCUGGCCGGGGCAGGACUUCAACAACAACAGGAUCAUGGACUUCCAGAACGUCCAAGACUGGAAGCAGAACGAGCUUAGCAAGGCCCAGUACGGCCGCAUGCCUUGGCACGACGUGUCCAUGGGCCUCAUCGGGCCGUGCGUCUACGACAUUGCCGAGCACUUUGUGCUGCGCUGGAACUUUGUCAAGCGCGACAAGUACAAGCGCGACGAGCGCUUCGACUGGAUCCAGCUGCGCGGCCGGCUGGCCGACGACGAGGACCUUGUCGGGGUCCAGCGCCCCAAGCACCCCGUGGGCGAGUACAUCACCCACCCGCUCGACGAGCGCAGCCUGCACAACCUCGAGAACAGGGGGACGCUGCACGCCCAGAUCGUGCGCUCCAGCGCCGACUGGUCCAGCGGCAUCCUGACGGACCACUCGAUCCAGAACGCCUACAGCGAGAUCAUCAGCAAGGCCGAGCACUUUGUCUACAUCGAGAACCAGUUCUUCAUCACGGCGACGGGCGAUCAGCAGGCGCCCAUCCACAACACCAUCGGCCGCGCCAUCGUCGACGCCGUGGUCCGGGCCGGCAAGGAGGGCCGCAAGUUCCGCGUCAUCAUUCUCAUCCCCGCCAUCCCCGGCUUCGCCGGCGACCUGCGCGACGACGCCGCGACGGGCACCCGCGCCAUCAUGGACUACCAGUACAAGUCCAUCUGCCGCGGAGAGCACUCCAUCUUUGAGCAGGUCAGGAAGGAGGGCGUCGACCCGCGGAAGCACAUCUUCUUCUUCAACCUGCGCUCCUACGACCGGCUCAACAAGACGCCAUCAGUCGAUAAGCGGGAGAAGGACACUGGCGUCAAGUACGCCGAGGUCCAGCGCGCGCAUGCUGAGGAGGUCAUGGGCUCGGGCAUUCACGGGUCCAACGACCCCACGGAGAAGGAGCGCGACGAGCACAUGGGUGGCAAAGCGGAGCAGACGGGCGCGGGCAGGGAGGCGGCGGCGGCGAGCGCGCUGGACGCGAAGCGGCGGUUCGAGGCCAGCCUCGGCGACAGCGAGCUCAAGGGCGAGUUUUCGGUGGCGCACCACGCCAUGGCCAACUCGGGCAGCAUCGAGGAUGAGCCGUGGGACGACGAGGACCCGGAGACGGAGGUCCGCAACUGGAUCCAGGAGGAGCUGUACAUCCACUCCAAGCUCCUCAUCGUCGACGACCGCAUCGUCGUGUGCGGGUCCAGCAACCUCAACGACCGCAGCCAGCUCGGGUACCACGACAGCGAGCUGAGCAUCGUCAUGGAGGACACGAAGCGCGUGGCCAGCACCAUGGACGGGCAGCCGUACGAGGCCGGGUGGCACGCGACGUCGCUGCGGCGGUACCUGUGGCGCGAGCACCUCGGCCUGCUCCCGGCUCAGGGGCUGGACGGGUCCGAGGACCCCAACGCCCAUCCGCCGGGCCACUCGCCCAACGACGCGUGGGACCGCGACGAGACUUGGAAGUUUGUCGAGGACCCCAUGAGCGACGAUCUGUGGAACAUGUGGACCGAGAACGCCACCAAGAACACGGAGCUGUACAGGCACCUCUUCCACGCCGACCCCGACGACCACAUCAAAACCUUUGAGGACUACGACAGGUACCUGCCCCCCAAGGGCGUAAAGGCCGGCCACAUCUUUGACCAGUUUAUGCCCGCCGCCGAUGCGCGCAAGAAGAUUGACCAGAUCAAGGGCCACCUGGUCUGGUUCCCGCUUGACUUCUUGCGGGACGCCGAGAUGGCUGAGAAGGGACUGCAGGUGAACCAGAUAACGGAGAGCAUCUACACCUAA
Colletotrichum graminicola M1.001 is the source of this 2589-nucleotide messenger RNA. RefSeq lists its product as uncharacterized. Gene Ontology annotation, biological process: intracellular signal transduction; cell motility; phosphatidic acid biosynthetic process. Gene Ontology annotation, molecular function: D-type glycerophospholipase activity. The coding region runs from base 1 to 2589 and encodes 862 amino acids. The record is from RefSeq and is a predicted model, not a curated record. Lineage: Eukaryota; Fungi; Ascomycota; Sordariomycetes; Glomerellales; Glomerellaceae. The transcript has 3 exons.